AUGUCUGCACUGCGGCUUCUGUGGGUCCCUGUGCUGUUGUGUUUAACACACGCUUGGCUCUGCCAUGGGGUGUGUGUGGAAGUGGAUUCCGACACGGAGGCAGUGAUGGGGAAAGGCUUCAAAUUGGCCUGUAUCUCUUGCAAGAUGAGAGGGGAAGUACCAGCCUUUGCCACAGUGGACUGGUGGUUCAUGGCCAAAGGCGAGAGUGAAUUUGUACACAUCUACAGUUAUGCAAAUAUGUCAGGCUACAUAGUGGAUGACCGCUUCGAUGACCGCCUGGCCUGGAAUGGCAGUAAAAAAACCAAUGAUGUGCAGGACGGCUCAAUUUUCAUACUUAACGUCACCUUCAACGACACCGGCACCUAUCGAUGUUUCUUCGACCGCACCCUUGUCUUCCCCAAAUACAAGUACCGCACCGACGCUACCAAGUUUAUCAACAUCAAUGUAGUAGGCAAAGCUACAAGAGGAAUGGCAUCCAUCUUUUCUGAGAUCAUAAUGUACGUGUCCCUCAUCGUCUUGCAGUUAUGGCUGUUGGUGGAGAUGGUCUACUGUUACAGGACGAUCGCAGCAGCUGAAAAAAUACCGAGAGCGAGCGUGUCCAAAAAAAGUCUCAAGCCAAAAGCUUGA
This is a messenger RNA of Carassius carassius (crucian carp), 627 nucleotides long. RefSeq names its product sodium channel subunit beta-1-like. The record is from RefSeq and is a predicted model, not a curated record. Gene Ontology annotation, cellular component: voltage-gated sodium channel complex. Gene Ontology annotation, molecular function: sodium channel regulator activity. The coding region runs from base 1 to 627 and encodes 208 amino acids. The transcript has 5 exons. Gene Ontology annotation, biological process: sodium ion transport; cardiac muscle cell action potential involved in contraction; regulation of heart rate by cardiac conduction. NCBI's taxonomy places the organism in Eukaryota, Metazoa, Chordata, Actinopteri, Cypriniformes, Cyprinidae.